GAUAAAUUACCUAAAAAUGUUUUGUAAAUUUAUAAUUAUUCUUGGUUCUUAUACGUGUAAAUUGUAAUUGUUAUUCAUUAAUAAUGUUUAAUUUUAUUAAAACUAUGUGAAAUUGUUUUGAAUACUUUCAGUCAAGUUUGUAUUCCAUCUUUAAGAUUAUCGAGAGGUACGAACAAUAUUUCCUUACUAGUAGAGACUUGGAGAAUUGAAUUGUGAGUAUGGACAUAGAUCAGUUGGGCAAUGAUGCCAAAUUGGCAGCAACAAAAUACUUUACAAAUACGCUUAAGAAUCCAGGACAAUUGGAAAAAGUUGAACAAUUAAAGAAUCGGAUAUCACGUAAAAAAACUUCUACUGAGGCAAUGUUGAAAACAGCUAUGCAAAGUCAAUUAGAUGGUGUCACAAUUGGAAUGGAACAACUGAAAGACGCAUUGGAUGAUAUAAGUAAGGUAAAGAUAUACCUUAGUCAAACAAACAUUCAUUUAUCAAUUUACCAUCUCUUGGGUACAAGUUGCAAGAUGUGCGCACCAAGCAAAUGCAACAUUCUCAGUACUUGACGGCUA
Messenger RNA from Acyrthosiphon pisum (pea aphid), 560 nucleotides. RefSeq names its product exocyst complex component 3. Gene Ontology annotation, biological process: exocytosis; exocyst localization. The transcript has 2 exons. Gene Ontology annotation, cellular component: exocyst. The coding region runs from base 219 to 554 and encodes 111 amino acids. Gene Ontology annotation, molecular function: SNARE binding. The record is from RefSeq and is a predicted model, not a curated record. NCBI's taxonomy places the organism in Eukaryota, Metazoa, Arthropoda, Insecta, Hemiptera, Aphididae.